AUGUUGGUUCCUCCAUGGCUCAAACCACUUCUCAACACACCGUUCUUCAAUGUCUGUCCGAUUCACCGCGACGCUGCGAGAAGCGAAUGUAACAUGUUUUGUUUGGAUUGUAACAUUGACGCCUUUUGCUUCUACUGUCGUUCUUCCAAACACAAAGAUCAUCAAGUCAUUCAGAUAAGGAGAUCUUCGUAUCACGAUGUAGUGAGAGUCGGUGAAAUUCAUAAAAUGUUGGAUAUUACUGGAGUUCAAACGUAUGUCAUUAAUAGUGCUAGAGUUUUGUUCCUGAAUCAAAGGCCACAACCAAAAUCUGGAAAAACAGGAGCUUAUAUUUGUGAGAUUUGUGGAAGAAGUCUCUUAGACCAUGUUCGUUUCUGUUCUUUGGGAUGUAAGCUUGUAGGAAUAAAGAGAAAUGGGAAUGCAAGCUUUGUUUUAGAUGCUAAUAACAAUGGAGUAUCAACAAUGGGAGAAGGGAUGUCAAGAAGAUCAAUCUCUUCAAGACAAGAAGAAGAAGAAUUGCAUGAAGGCUCACAACAAGGCAUGUAUCAAGUGACACCUCCUUCAAAUGCAAGAAGAAGAAAAGGAAUACCUCAUAGAGCUCCUUUUGGAUCCUAA
Messenger RNA from Vicia faba (fava bean), 612 nucleotides. The record is from the annotation of a GenBank genome assembly. Lineage: Eukaryota; Viridiplantae; Streptophyta; Magnoliopsida; Fabales; Fabaceae.